Penaeus vannamei (Pacific white shrimp) is the source of this 915-nucleotide messenger RNA. The record is from RefSeq and is a predicted model, not a curated record. Lineage: Eukaryota; Metazoa; Arthropoda; Malacostraca; Decapoda; Penaeidae.
CGGAGGACCCACAAUGCUGUGAGAAUGCUGGUGGUGCUCUGCGUCGUGAGCAGCAUGGCCCUCGUCCUGCAGCUCAACUUGGCCAAUCAGCAGAGCUUCAUGCUCAGAAACAUCAAGGGAUUCGAGGAGCCCCGCGGGUGGACCCCUCGCCCGCGCCCUCCACCUGCCGCCCGCGCCGCCCACCUCGUCUUCCUCAAAACCCACAAGUGCGGCUCCUCCACCAUCCAGAACAUCCUCUUCCGCUACGCCUUCCACAACAACCUGUCGGUGGCGCUGCCGUACUCGGGCGUCUACCUGGACAACACACUCGAGGGCCAGAGUCUCAAGGUCAAGGACCUGCGCGACUCGCCCUUCGCGCCGCCUUCGGGGAGGUACCACUUCCUCAUCCACCACACGCGCCUCAACGUCAGGGCCAUCCAGCAGCUCUCCUUCGACGACUCCGUCUGGAUCACCAUCGUCCGGGAGCCGUCGGCCGUGUUCGAAUCCAUGUUCCACUACUACCGUCUGCACAAGUUCUACGGCGCGACGUUCGAUCACCUUCUGUGGAAACUGGAGGGCGGGUUUUCUUCGCGUUUCAAGUUGAACAAUAUGUACAUGGGGCGCCUCGGCAGGAACCAGAUGACGUGGGACAUGGGACUCGACGACCAGGACCUUCGGCAGGAGGCAGUUCUGAAGGAGGCGCUGAAGCUCCUCGACCACACCUUCCAUUUAGUUAUGGUUAGUGGCCGUCGAUUACAAAAAAAUUCAAAAUACAGCUACGGUGGAAGCCUUAGGUCACGUCUGGUAACAAUGCGUACUUUGUUCCUGUACGAGUCUCAAUUUUCCUCGGAAAGUCUCGCCGUUCGUGUCUUACCAAAGGAUGAAGGGAUAAACAUUAAUUUUUCUCUUUUCCAAUAUCAAGAACGUAUUCCAUAG